GUUAGUGAAAACAAAAUUAGUGAAAUUAUAAUUAGUGAAAACAAAGUUUGUGAAAUUAUAAUAAGUGAAAACAAAGUUUGUGAAAACAAAGUUAGUGAAAGCAAUAGUUUGAGUCCAAGUUGUUUUCGUCCUAGUGGUAAGCCAUUAAUAUCUGACACUUGUGGAAAAACCUGUGCGGACACAGUCACAUUCGAAGAACAUCAGCCGACUCAAACUGUACAGAAACAAUUUAUUUGUGGCGUUUGUGGUCAAGUCUUUACUUCCAAGGACACCUUGACCUACCAUCGACUCAUCCACGCUGGAAAGAAACCAUUCGCCUGUGAAACUUGUGGUCGAGGUUUUACAAACAAUAGCAAUUUAUCGCGGCAUCAAAGAGUUCACACACACGAAAAACCUUUUGCGUGUGACUCUUGCGGAAGGGCAUUCAGUGAUAAAUUCAAUUUGAAGCAACAUAAGAGAACACACACGGGAGAGAAACCAUUCGUUUGUGACAUUUGUGGAAAAGCCUUCCCGCUGAAAAGCACUCUUAUAAGUCAUCAGAAAGUCCACACUGGAGAAACACCAUUCAAGUGUAAUGUAUGUGGGCAACUUUUCUCUUUUAAGAGUAGCCUGACCUCCCAUCUGCGGGUCCACACUGGAGAGAGACCAUACGUUUGUGACCUUUGUGGAAAAGCCUUCUCACAUAGAACCACCCUGACAGACCACCAACGAGUUCACACUGGAGAGAAACCAUUUCAAUGUGACAUUUGUGAGAAAGGCUUUUCCCGUGCUGACUCCCUCAAAAAUCAUAAAAGAGUCCACAGUGGAGAGAGACGUUUUGCUUGUUAUACCUGUGGAAAAACCUUCAUUAAAAAACACACUCUGACGCAACAUCAGCGUACUCACACAGGAGAGAAGCCAAAUGUUUGUGACGUAUGUGGGAGACGAUUUUCUCGUACUGGCACUCUAAAAGCCCAUAAGAAGCUACACACUGGAGAGUGAUGGAAAAAAACUUU
Molecule: messenger RNA, 995 nt
Organism: Asterias rubens (European starfish)
Lineage: Eukaryota; Metazoa; Echinodermata; Asteroidea; Forcipulatida; Asteriidae
Product: gastrula zinc finger protein XlCGF7.1-like
Exons: 1
Biological process (GO): regulation of transcription by RNA polymerase II
Cellular component (GO): nucleus
Molecular function (GO): DNA-binding transcription repressor activity, RNA polymerase II-specific; RNA polymerase II cis-regulatory region sequence-specific DNA binding; DNA-binding transcription activator activity, RNA polymerase II-specific
Source: RefSeq, a predicted model, not a curated record